AUGUCUCUGCUCACCAGAGAAAGCAGAAGCAGGAACCGGGGAGGGGAGGGGAUAGCGCCCGGCGACGGAAGAGGCUGGAGCAAACUYGCCCGGCAGGGAAGGGAGCCCGCGUCCGAGCAAGCUGAGCGAGGCCGGGGCCGCCAGCCGGGCCGUAAGGGGACGGAUGCAGCGGUGAACGGCGAGCGCGAGCCGAGGAAGGCCAUGGCUCCYGCAGGUCGCCGCGCGGAGCGGAGGCCCUUGCUGGCCACGAGCGGCGCCCGGGAUGGGUCGCCGCUCGAGGGGCGCUGGGCAGCGUGCGUGGCCGUGCUGGUGGUGGAGGGCCUGGAGCGGGCGGCUUUCUUCAGCGUCACGGCCAACCUGGUGCUCUACCUCAACAGCAGCACCUUCAACUGGGGCGGCACCCAGGCGUCCCGUGCCUCCCUCGUCUUCCUGGGCGCCUCCUACCUGCUCUCGCCCGUGGGCGGCUGGCUGGCCGAUGUCUACCUGGGCCGCUACGGCACCGUGGCGCUGAGCUUCGUGCUGUACCUCCUGGCGGCGUGCCUGCUGCCCACCGCGGCCUCGGCCGAUGGGCGCCUCUCCCUGUGCGGGCAGAUGCCCUCCUACUCCGUCCAAAACUGCUCCAUGGAGCACACCGAGACGUGCCCGGGGUAUCCCCAGUACCAGUACUGUGCUCCCGUGGUCUACUCCGGCCUGCUGCUCUUGGCGCUGGGUGUGAGCUCCACCAGGGCCAACCUCACUCCCUUUGGCGCUGACCAGGUGACUGACCGGGGUGAGGACACCACGCGGCGCUUCUUCAACUGGUUCUAUUGGAGCAUCAACAUCGGCGCUGUCUUCGCUCUCCUGGUGGUGGCCUUCAUCCAGCAGAACAUCAGCUUUCUCGUCGGCUACCUCAUCCCUGUUGCCUGCCUGGGCUUAGCUCUCCUCAUCUUCCUCCUGGCCACCCCCACCUUUGUUACCAAGCCCCCCACGGGCAGCCAAGUCUCUGUCAUGAUCAAACUAGCUUUGCAGAGCUGUGGUUGUACCUGGCUGGCGGGAAAMAGGCUGAAUCCUCACCGGUCACACACGGGGGCUAGGGAGUCUUUCCCCAGUAGCAGACCACAGCCCCAGGCUCCAUCUUAUGAAGAAGACCUUGCCAACUUUCGGGUGAUGGCCAAGAUCCUUCCUGUGAUGCUGACUUUCAUCCCAUACUGGAUGGUCUACUUCCAGAUGCAGUCCACCUAUUACCUGCAGGGCCUGCACCUCCGCAUCCCCAGCAUCUUCCAGCACAGCCAGACACGUGUCAGCGCUACCCAAAACUACAUGUUCCCAGAUGCCUGGCUCCUCCUGGCCAACGUGGUGGUCCUGCUGGCUUUGGUGCCCCUGAAAGACCGUGUCAUUGACCCGUUCUUGGUACGGUGGAAGCUGCUGCCAUCGGCGCUCAAGCGAAUGGCCCUGGGCAUGUUCUUCGGCCUCGCCUCCGUCCUCGCAGCAGGUGUCCUGGAGAGGGAGCGCCUGCAGUAYGUGCAUCACAACCGGACUGUCUCACAGCGCAUCGGCAAGGACAGCUACGUGGCCGCCUCGCUGCCCAUCUGGUGGCAGAUCCCCCAGUACCUGCUCAUCGGCGUCAGCGAGCUGUUUGUCAGCAUCCCGGGCCUUGAGUUUGCCUACUCUGAGGCCCCCAAGUCCAUGAAAGGAGCCAUCAUGGGUCUUUUCUUCUUCAUCUCCGGGGUGGGCUCGCUCCUGGGCUCCGGGCUUUUGACCCUCCUCUCGCUGCCUUCGCAUGGGUGGAUGCACUGCCCRGAGGACUACGGGAAUAUUAACAACUGCCACAUGGACUAUUACUUCUUCCUGCUGGCGGGCAUCCAGUUGGUCACCUGCCUCCUCUUCGCUUGGAUCUCUGUGCGCUAUGGAAAACAGCCACGCCGGCCUGGCGCUUGCCACCUCUGUGAGGAGGACUGACACCAUGGGAGGUCACCCAGGCCUUGUCCCCAUUCCC
This is a messenger RNA of Nothoprocta perdicaria, 1975 nucleotides long. It is a transcript of the gene SLC15A3, whose product is annotated as solute carrier family 15 member 3. Gene Ontology annotation, biological process: transmembrane transport. The coding region runs from base 1 to 1938 and encodes 645 amino acids. Lineage: Eukaryota; Metazoa; Chordata; Aves; Tinamiformes; Tinamidae. Gene Ontology annotation, cellular component: lysosomal membrane. The record is from RefSeq and is a predicted model, not a curated record. Gene Ontology annotation, molecular function: transmembrane transporter activity. The transcript has 8 exons.